This is a messenger RNA of Vollenhovia emeryi, 2953 nucleotides long. It is a transcript of the gene adp, whose product is annotated as WD and tetratricopeptide repeats protein 1. Gene Ontology annotation, biological process: negative regulation of fatty acid biosynthetic process. The record is from RefSeq and is a predicted model, not a curated record. Gene Ontology annotation, cellular component: Cul4-RING E3 ubiquitin ligase complex; cytoplasm. Gene Ontology annotation, molecular function: protein binding. Lineage: Eukaryota; Metazoa; Arthropoda; Insecta; Hymenoptera; Formicidae. The transcript is spliced from 16 exons. The coding region runs from base 507 to 2516 and encodes 669 amino acids.
UACGUCGGUACGUGCGCGAAAACGCUCCCUCUCUCUCUCGUUUUCCCUCUCUCGCUCCCGUCCACCCUUUACUCUUCCUCUCCUCGCGUCUCCUUUUAUUAUACUUUCUAGAGUAUUUUAUAUAUCCAUAUUCCAACGAAAAGUAAGAUAACUGCUUAAUAGCCUCUUAUGCUCUUCGCUUUAUAUUGUGCAUUCAAUCAUGCGAGGAACAAAUAAUCAGACAAGAUGUACGAAUCGGUCUGUGGUGUGGAACUUAUACGCAGGGGGUUUUAAAUAAACGAGGACAUAUCAGAGUGCGGACUUGCGAUCACCUGUGAUCCUUGUCAACAAAGAGCCACGAGAGAGAGAAGAGCUUCGGCAGCGCCAAGGGGUCGCGAACAAAUGUGCGAGGAGUAGUCUGUUGUCCAGACACACAUACAUCCGGGGCACUUUACAAGACUCUCGGGCUAUUACAUUGUGCCACGAUACGUAUAAAGGUAACUGUAAACGGGAUAUUUUCCAUUGAGAUGUUUCCUAGUAUCCAGAAGAAGGACUACAGAGUCCUGGACUUGGUGCGUCAAAGAGAGAUACAAGACUCGGUGGCGUACACGAUUCUACAAAAGCUGCACGUUACUGAAAAUCUAAUAUCGCGCCUGGGCCUGGAGAAGGAAUUGAACGGUCACUCGGGAUGCGUCAAUUGCCUAGAAUGGAACGAGAGUGGACAAAUCCUCGCAUCGGCAUCGGACGACAAAGACAUUAUACUGUGGGACCCUUUUCGUUAUGAAAAAAAAUUGGUGCUUCACUCGGGCCAUCGUGGAAAUAUUUUCUCUGUAAAAUUUAUGCCAAAAUCAAAUGACAGUGUACUGGUGUCAGGUGCGGCGGACUGCAGGAUUCGGGUGCACGAUCUCACGCUCUCCGAGCCGAUAUUCACAUGUAAAUGCCACAAACAGCGUAUUAAGCGCAUUGCUACCGUUCCCAGCAUACCAUUUUUAUUUUGGAGCGCGGGCGAGGACGGUCUCUUCAUGCAAUACGACAUUCGCACGCCGCACGUAUGCAAGAGCAACGACCACAGCGUACUUGUGAAUCUGGUGUAUCAUACGGGUUGUUACGCGGAGGGCAAGUGCAUCGCUGUAAACCCGAGGAGGCCCGAGCUGAUAGCCAUCGGUGCGAACGACGCUUACAUUCGGAUGUACGAUCGGCGGAAGAUAAAACUCUCGCAGAUUCCGCCGUCUCCCUCUAUACACGACAACUCGAAUGGGGCGAGUAUUAGCACGUAUCGAGCGGGCAAAGGCGAUCCGGACAACAAUAUCCCACCGGACAGCGCGCAGUACUUUAUCGCGGACCACCUCCGCUCUCGUGACGGUGCUAGGAGCAUCACGACCACAUAUUUGACAUUCAGUGACGAUGGAAAUGAGCUGCUUGUCAACAUGGGUGGAGAACAGAUUUACCUGUUCGACAUCAACGACACGAACAGUUCGAAAACAUUUUUCGGCUCGUCGUGGAAGAAUCCAGGAUCGAGAGAGCGAGCUCGUAAACGCGAUGGAUACCACGUGAGACGGAACACCGAUGACACGGGGGAUUUUGUAGACAAAAAUAUAGAGGUAUUGCCACCACAUGUUGAAGAAAUGAAGCGCCUAGCGAAAGAGGGCUAUCUGCAGGAGAAAUUUUCACUAGCGAUUAAUUUGUAUAAUAAAGCAAUCUCACACUGUCCUACGGCAGCGGUACUGUUUGCUAAUCGAGCAGCUGCUUAUAUACAACGCGCUUGGGAUGGCGAUUUUUAUGCUGCUUUACGAGAUUGCAAGACGGCACUGCUUCUUGAUCCGGAAUACAAAAAAGUUCAUUUGAGAUUGGUACGUUGCCUGUUUCAUUUAAAUCGAUCGAUUGAAGCUGACAAGGUGCUCAAGAAUUUUCUACAAACAUUUCCAGACUGUACAUCUAAUGAGGAGGUUAACAAAUUGAAGAAGGACGUGGCAGAAGCUAUCGAGGCCGGUAAAGAUAUCACACACACCAGGCAGACGUUUCUUCCGCUGUCGGAAUACGAGCAAAACUGGCGACACAAUACAAUCGAUUAUAAAAUGAGAUUUUGUGGCCAUUGCAAUACUACGACUGACAUUAAAGAGGCGAAUUUUUUUGGAAACAAUGGCCAAUAUAUAGUAGCCGGGUCGGAUGAUGGUUCCUUUUUCAUCUGGGAUCGUAAUACUACUAAUAUCGUACGUGUGUUGCGAGGGGACGAAAGAAUCGUCAAUUGCUUGCAACCACACCCAUCUAUGUGUUUGUUAGCUACCAGCGGCAUUGAUCCAGUGAUCAGAUUGUGGAGUCCGUGGCCGGAGGAUAACAGCGUGAACGAAAGAGAAAUUAAGAAUCUAGACGACGCCGCGUCAGCGAACCAAGUACGCAUGAACAGUGAUCCAUUUGAGUUAAUGCUCAUGAACAUGGGAUACAGAUUUACCGUUCCCCAGCACGAAUUUAGCGACGAGGACAGUGAAGAUCAGCACGAUCAGCAGAUAACGCCAGGUUUGAAUUGUAGACCAAGCUAAAUUUUGUAAGAGGCACACAAAAAGCAACGUAUUAACGGUGGCUAGAUAACUGAGAAUUACGUAUCGACAUACGUAUUAUGAUCUGUCGCAUUAUUACUUCGAUCUUGAUUAUUUAUUUUCUCCUUUCACCGAUAUUUCUUCUUUCUCGAAGCACUUUUGUUGUAAUAAUCUAAGCUCUUGUGGCAAGAUCAAGGGCAGGAUAGAAUCUUAUUUGCCAGGCAUUGUGGACAUAUUGUUAAGAGAUGCAAGAAAAAAAAACUUGAACAAGUUAUUAUAUUUCAAGAUUCUUAUAUAAGAUGUAGAAUUAAUAAUAUAUCACGUUAUAUCUCUUUGUAUAAAAUGGAUUUUAUUUUUCUCCCCUACGAUAAAAUGACGAGAAAGCACUGUUAUACAUAAAUUUCGUUCAUGAGUUUGUCAACAACAUUAAUAUUACACAG